UUCAGAAGAUCGGUUGUUGCCCACUUCUGUGCCAUGGCCCAAAUGUCUCUCUUUGCCCUCUUACUCCUCACCUCCUUCACCGGUGCCUUGGCCCAGUUCACCUUGACUCAGCCACCUUCUCUGUCAGCAUCCCUUGGAGAAACAGUCAGUCUCACCUGUGCCAGGACAGGGGGCAGCUUUUCAGACCGCUACGUGCACUGGCAUCAGCAGAAACCUGGCAAUAGGCCCCUUCUACUCAUCUAUAAAGAUAGCGAGAGACCUUCUGGAAUCCCCGAGAGAUUUUCUGGUUCUGUUGACACUUCGUCCAAUGUGGCCACCUUGUCCAUCUCCAACAUUCGUGCAGAAGACGAGGCUGAUUAUUACUGCUCAUCUUCUGACAGCAGUGAGCAGAGCACAGUGAUUCAACCGUAUGGGGAACUGAGACAAAAACCCAGAAGGUGUCUUUGCCCUGCUUGGAACUUCCACCUUGUGUUGGUUGGCAUUGAUGCUCAGCCCACCUGGUCUCAGCUUUCCUCCAGCUCCGUCUCUCCAGGAGGAACGGCUACACUCCCCUGCACAACAACUCAGAGUACCUACUGGAUUGGUUGGUACCAACAGAAGUCUGGAGAAGGGCCUCGCUUUGUCCACUGCGAUACCUGCAGCAACAGGGGACCAGGGAUCCCCGAUCGGUUCACGGCAACCAGGUCUGGGAGCAGUGGAUCCUUAACCAUCACCAAUGCGCAGGCUGAGGAUGAGGCAGAUUAUUACUGUGGUAGCUGGAACAGUGCAGUCACCGUGUUGCACGGUGGUAGAUUCUUUCAGGGAAGUGUGACAGAAACCUUCACCUUUCGACCUCAGCACAAAAGAGUCAACCGCACACUCUGA
Messenger RNA from Candoia aspera, 864 nucleotides. RefSeq lists its product as uncharacterized. The transcript is spliced from 3 exons. The record is from RefSeq and is a predicted model, not a curated record. The coding region runs from base 34 to 864 and encodes 276 amino acids. Gene Ontology annotation, biological process: immunoglobulin production; immune response. NCBI's taxonomy places the organism in Eukaryota, Metazoa, Chordata, Lepidosauria, Squamata, Candoiidae.